GCGGGCGGGGUCCCGCUCCCCCUCCUACUACGGCCUGGGCCUAACCCCUCCCCCAGGCGCUCAUUGGCCCGCACCCCAGCCCCCAGCCUGCGAAGUGCGCAGAGGGGGGGCGGGGAGGGGGUGGUCGGUCGCCUCCCUCCCGCCCAGAGCCUGGCUUCGCGGCGGAGGCGGCGCCUCUCCCGCAGGGUAGACUCCGCUGGGCGGGCGUGGGGCGCCGCGCUCGGGCCCCGGGCCGUGACUGACAGCAGCGGCUUUAGGCGAGCGCGGUCCCCGCGUGCGCACACGCACACGCACGCGCCACCGGCAGGGACCCACGGCCACGGGCCGCUGGCUGACACACAGACGCGGAGACCCGGGAUCGGCACUCGCUCCUCAGGGCACAAGCUCCGCAUCCCCGGGCGACGCGGGACGCGGACUGGCAGCUGCGCGCGCCCUCCCUGCGGAGUCUGCCCCGGGCCGAGUCGCAGCACGCAGCCCGGUGGCGAGGCCCCGCGGAGAUCAGCCCUAGCCACCUCGGGGCUGACCGGCGGCUGCUCUGAGUGGGAGGCGAGCGGGGCUGGCCUGAGCCUCCAUUCCAGCUGAGAAGCGUCCAGGCCAACGUCAUGCAGGCCUCCCUGGCCGCCCUCCUUCUGCUGCCGAUGACCACCGCCAUGCACUUCAACUGCAUCCUGAAGGAGGAGAAAGCCAUGUGUCUGCAGAAGAUCCAGAGGGAGAAGGAACAGCUGGGCUUGAACGACUCCUCCCCAGGCUGCCCCGGGAUAUGGGACAACAUCACGUGUUGGAAGCACGCCCAGGUGGGCGAGAUGGUCUUCAUCACCUGCCCCAAGGUCUUCCAGAUCAUCUAUCCAGACCAAGUCUGGGAGACGGAAGCCAUCGGAGACCUUGAUUUCGCAGACAUCAACUCCUUGAAUCUCUCAGGCAUGCGGGUGAUAGGCCGGAACUGCACGGAGGACGGCUGGUCGGAGACGUUCCCUCAUUAUUUCGAUGCCUGUGGGUUUGACGAGGAGUACAACGAGACCGGGGACCAGGACUCCUACUACCUGUCGGUGAAGGCUCUGUACACGGCCGGCUACAGCACGUCCCUCGUGUCCCUCACCACGGCCAUGGUCAUCCUGUGUCGCUUCCGGAAGCUGCACUGCACGCGCAACUUCAUCCACAUGAACCUGUUCGUGUCCUUCAUGCUGCGGGCCAUCUCCGUCUUCAUCAAGGACUGGGUCCUCUAUGAGGAGCACGACAGCAGCCACUGCUUCAUCUCCUCGGUGGAGUGCAAGGCCGUCAUGGUUUUCUUUCACUACUGCGUCGUGUCCAACUACUUCUGGCUGUUCAUCGAGGGCCUGUACCUCUUCACCCUGCUGGUGGAGACCUUCUUCCCCGAGAGGAGAUACUUCUACUGGUACACCAUUAUUGGCUGGGGGACCCCAACCCUGUGCGUGUCGGUGUGGGCCGUGCUGAGGCUCUACUUUGAUGACACAGGCUGCUGGGACAUGAAUGACAGCACAGCUCUGUGGUGGGUGAUCAAAGGCCCCGUGGUCGGCUCCAUCAUGGUGAACUUUGGGCUCUUCGUUGGCAUCAUCUUCAUCCUGGUGCAGAAACUUCAGUCUCCAGACAUGGGAGGCAAUGAGUCCAGCAUCUACUUCAGCUGCGUGCAGAAAUGCUACUGCAAGCCAGAGCGGGCUCAGCAGCACUCUUGCAAGAUGUCAGAACUGUCCGCCAUCACUCUACGGCUGGCCCGGUCCACGCUGCUGCUCAUCCCACUGUUCGGGAUCCACUACACGGUGUUCGCCUUCUCGCCGGAGAACGUCAGCAAGAGGGAGAGGCUGGUGUUCGAGCUGGGGCUGGGCUCCUUCCAGGGCUUCGUGGUGGCCGUCCUCUACUGCUUUCUGAACGGGGAGGUGCAGGCGGAGAUCAAGCGUAAGUGGCGGAGCUGGAAGGUGAAUCGCUACUUCGCCGUGGACUUCAAGCACCGGCACCCAUCCCUGGCCAGCAGUGGGGUGAACGGGGGCACCCAGCUCUCCAUCCUGAGCAAGAGCAGCUCCCAGAUCCGCAUGUCCGGCCUCCCAACUGACAACCUGGCCACCUGAGCACCCCCCUGCCCUCCUCGCCUCCACUCACAGGCUGGGGCUGCAGGCGGGCGCCGGCCACGCAUGCUGUGCCUCUUCUCUCCCUUCGGGCAGGCCCGGGGCUGGAAGCGGGGCUCCCUGAGGGGGGAGAAGGAUGCAGGUGCAGAUGGGUAUGUCCCCCCUCUUCCCGUUGGGGCGCUGGCCCCACCCACCAUGGGCCCCUGGGCCCUGACCCCAGACAUGUAAAUACUCCUCAAAUCUGGAAAAGUCAUCCCAUCUUCAUCCCGUCGUCCACCAGUGUCCCUCUCACCUUGGUCUGGUUCCAGUGCCCCCUACCCCGUCGCCACCAGCCCCAGCGACCACCUGGCCCGUGGUGAGGCUGAAGAUCUUGCUCUGGGGGUGCAGGUGGGGCCUGCUGGACAGACUCUUGACUGUGUGACUCUCCGUGUGGACCCCCCCCAGCCUGCCCUUUCCCCCCCGGGCCCUUCCCAGGCCUGGCCCAGCCUCGGGGGCCAGCAGAGGUGCCACGUGGGCGGCCAGAGCAUCCUUCCCUGCACACCGGCCGUGAAGGUCUCCCGUGUGUGGUGUCCGGGUGCCCAGCUCCUGGGUGUCAGGCCAGUGGGGCAGCUUUAGGCCCCUUCCCCUCUGAGGCUGCAGUGUGAGGGGGCGCUAAAGGUCAGGGAAAGUUCUGGUGCUUUUCAUUUGGCCCGAGGGAAAUUGCCGAGCUGGAAAUGUGGAUAUGACCGGGAAGGAUGCAGAAGGACCUGUGGAAGAAGACCGUCACCAUCUCCAUUACUGUCCCCCCGGCUCACGGAGGGCGGGGUUCGUCUGGUAGCCACUCUCUUGCCCCUCCUGCCCCAGGCAUCAGCUGUAGAAGGUGAGAGGAGCCUCAGAGAAACUGCCCCCCCCAGCCACGCCUUCCCCGUAGAAUCCCUGAGCCCUCCCACCCUCACUUUCCUUUAAGUCAAAGCCAUGAUUGGGAUGAGCCAGACACCUUCCAGUGAUGUCAGUGAAUCCUUACACCUCCAUGGGCCCAAGUCCAGGGCCCAGGGCCCCUCCCCACCCCCAGCGCCACUCCCAUGCACAAUGAGGAGCCCCGGCCACCAGCUCCUUCCGAGACCUCUGCAAAGACCACCCUCUCUGUGCACUCUUGGAAUCACCACGGGAGGACAAGGAGGUGUCAGAGGUGUCUCAGAUGCUGAAGGGAAGCCACGCCCACCAGGCCUGUUAGCAGAAGAGCAGGCACCCCAGUGCCUGUCCGGGCUCCCCACGGCCAGCCUGAGAAUAAAACAGGCCAGAGCCCGGUUCCGGGAGGUGGAGGAAAGUGCCGGAGUGCCAUGUCCCGUGGGUGGGGCCGGCUUCGUGUCAUCGGCUUUUGGUGUUCCCGUUCUGUUUGUCUGUGAACUUGUUUCGUGAUCACGUUGGGGGAGGGGAAUGUUGCUUUGCCUGGUUUUAGAAAGAGGAAGGGGGUGGGGGCUGGUGGGGCCGCUCACUUCUGGAGCGGCCUGCAGGGCGACUGGAGAGGGCUUCGCUGCGCGGUUUAGAGAACUGUGGACCCUGGGUCUGUGGCGAGGCCGGAGCAGGAAGGGAGCUGCCUGCUGUUGCCCGGGCAGCCUGCGGCUGAGGCUGGCCAGUGGUGUGCCGCAGUCCUUCCAUCUGGCACCAGGCCCCGUGAGACCUGUGUGUUACUCAAGUGGGUGUCCCCGGUCACCUUGCACUUGGGGCCCCGCUGAGGGGCCUGGUCUGCUUGGCAGGGGCCACGGGCUGGGAUUCGGAGAUGGAGGAUCUGCCCCUGUCGGCCUCAGACCAGGAGACUGCGGACAGAGCAGUCCUUGUCUGGGUGGGCCCCAGUUUCCCCGCUGCCAAGGGGAGGGGCCCUCGGAUGCUUCUGCGGGUUCUGCAUGCCCGCCACUCUCCAGUUCGAGUCUGAGGCGGGGAAAGGGUGUGUGCCAUUGUGUGUAUCGCCCAAGGUUUUGAUGUGUAUGUUUGCAUGUGUGUAUGUGGGGGGGGGCACUGUUUAUUCUUGGAAGUGGAACGCCUGUCUCUUUUAUUUGGACUCCACACUGGACACUGGGGGGCCGGAGGGAAAGGUCAGGCCCGGGACCACUGGCUGGGUGCUCCGGCAUGGUGUGGGCAGGGACCCCAGGGCGCCGAGACUGGGCGGGCAGUGGUCACAUCCAGAUGCCGGGAGCAGCCCUGACUAUGGGCCUUAUUUCCACACCCUCGCCGCCCUCAGCGGGUCUGCCACACUGCGGAAGGCGAGGCUUGGACUUUUUGUGCAGAGACCGUCACAAAACAGCAGAAACGCAAAUCCCUGAACCCCACGUGCUGCCCGUCUGAGCCCUGGGCCCGGGUCCUCGCAGAGGCUCCAGGUUCCCGCUGGUUUGUCAGUUUGCUCUUCUCUCUGAACCGACGCCCGCCAGGCUCGCAAGCAGCGGUACCUGCCGCGCUCUCCAUGCCCCGGGCAGGGCAGCGGCCUCCGGAGGCACAGGCAGCAGGAGGCCGGCAUGAAGUCUGGGUGAACCCUCCCCUCUCUGAUCCCUUGUUUCCAAGUCUGUGACACGGGCAGCGAGACUGGAUGGUUUGUGCGGCCCGGGGCACCCCGGGGGCUCUGUCUAAACACCAGUUGCCCGCUGGGGACAGGCCCUGGGCAAGGAUGCGGUCGUUGCCUGGUCCUGAGAGGGUGGGAAAGCACACUGAGGGAGGGGCGGCCGAGGGCCCGGGGCGGGGGAGGCCGGAGAGGAGUACAGGUUCCGACUGCAUGACUCUAGAAGGUCAUUAUCACAAGGGAAGUUGCAUUUCUUCCAUGCGACCCCAUAGGAGAGAGUGUGCCCGGGGAAGGCUGAAUUCUCCUUGGGAGGAGGAAGUCUCUCAUGCUCCGUCUUGGGUGUCUCAGCACGGCAGUGUCGGGAAUGUCCCCAGCCUUGGGGGAGGUGGCACUCCAGGUGAGGGGUGCUGAGGCUGUCAGGGAGCCCAGGAGGGGUCAGAGUGUGAGGUUUGGGGGGUUCAGUGGCUCUGGUGGCCCCUGGCACUGUGGACUUCAUGACUGUCCCACGUCUGAGGCCAGGCCACAUUCUCUGUCUCAGCGACCCUCCUUGACACACUUGGGGGUCUGCAGUGAUUCCUGCUCCAGUCCCCCCACGGCCGGCACUGGUGACUCCGGGGACUGAGCCCAAGUUGCUGGGGCCAGGCCCAAGGCUUGCCCUAUGCCUGAGUCCAGCAUCUCCUGCCGAGAGCGCUGGCUCUCCUCCUCCUUCUGACCCCUUCCCUUCCUGAAGGAAAGCGGAAGAGGCUUUCUUUGUUAUUCUGGGGGUCCCCCUGACCCCCUCACGGCCACUCCAGAGGGAAAGCAGGGAGUGCUCUGUCACCGUCAAUUCCUGCUUGAGCCUAGUGACCACGGAGACCUCCGGGGGGCCCCUGAGCGGGGAGCGGAGGGCCUGGGUUUCUCCCAGCUUUGCAGCUGACCUGUUUGACCUUGACUCGUUCCCCAUGUAUCUUUGGGGAGACUCCAAGCACUAGAGCGGGGAGGAACUUGAGAUCUGCAGGUCAGACCUCCCCACUGGGCUGACGAAGAAACACCGGCGGGCCUGGCCUGGUGCCUGCUGCCGUGCUGGGACCCAGUGCGCUUUGCAGAUGUGAGGACAGGGGCCCGCCCACAGGUGCCCAGUCCCGCAUAGGAGCCCAAGCGAGACCCUCAGAAAAGCUUCUGUAAACAUGGUCAGCCUUGUGCAGCUUGCGAGGGGCUCUGGCUACACAGGUUGUUAGUGUAUUCCAGAGGACAGGAGAGGCAGCGGAGCCACUGUGAUGUCGGGGGACUGCCCGCUGCCCUGGGCCUCAGCCCUCGCCCUGUGUGCCAGGGCGGAACUCUCGGGGCCUCUGCUUCCUAAUCCGACAAAUGGGAGGACGUGAUUGGAGUUCGGUCCUGUGGGACAGGGAUGGGGUUGAAGUGAGAUGCCCUGUGGGCGAGUGGGCUUUGGUCACCACACCGGGGUGGGCUGGUGAUCGGGGUGAAGACCCCACAGGGUACCCUGUGCUAUUCGCCAACAGCUUGGCACCCUCCUAAAUGAAGCUUUGUCCCAUCUGUAAAAACCACCAGCACCGGAGGGAAGGUGGAGGCCAGGCCUCCUCCGACAGACACAGGAUUGCAGCUUUGUCUCCGUCUGCUGACUCAGUCUGUUCUUGGGGUUGGGAUAAGGAGGCUUCCGUGUGGGUAAUGCCAGCGUUUCCCUGCCACUUCCACGGAAAUCCUUUAAAGCUUGGGGACGUCCCUGCAGUGGGCUGAGCGCCCAGUCCUUCUCCUCUCCUUGAACUUGAGUCCUGGGACGUGUCUGUGCUUAGCCUUGCGUGUCUUGUCCUGUGUCCGUCUUCUGUAGCUCCGCCUCCAUGAGGGCUGGGGCGGGGCAAGCCCUGGCGUUCCAGACGUGGCCCCCGGGGUCCCUCGGGGCAGAGGGGCAGCCCGGGUUUCCUCUCCCACGGCCAAGACCAGCCACACAGACCUCCUGCUCCCGCCGCCGCCGCCAUUAAUGCUGUGCGCACAACCUUGUCUGGGACUUUACGGGCGUCACACUGCUGUAGACGACUCAAUAAACGUCUUAUCAUUUUUC
Molecule: messenger RNA, 6664 nt
Organism: Phyllostomus discolor (pale spear-nosed bat)
Lineage: Eukaryota; Metazoa; Chordata; Mammalia; Chiroptera; Phyllostomidae
Gene: ADCYAP1R1
Product: ADCYAP receptor type I
Exons: 17
Coding region: 603-2081 (492 amino acids)
Biological process (GO): cell surface receptor signaling pathway; adenylate cyclase-modulating G protein-coupled receptor signaling pathway
Cellular component (GO): plasma membrane; neuron projection
Molecular function (GO): vasoactive intestinal polypeptide receptor activity; peptide hormone binding; G protein-coupled peptide receptor activity
Source: RefSeq, a predicted model, not a curated record